AUGGGUGGAAUGGACGCUGCCGCUGCCGCACGCAUCGCCAAGAGCAAAGACAAGGCCUUCGCCAAGCGUGCUGCAGAUGCCGCCAAGAGAAACGCUGCCCAGGGCGGAAGCUCGUCUUCCAGCUCCGGCACCAAGUCCGGCGGCGGAAACUACUCAAACACGGAUUCCAAGAGUGGUGGCUCUAAUUCAGAAGCCUGGAGGAAGUUCUACGUUCCUUGA
Molecule: messenger RNA, 219 nt
Organism: Colletotrichum truncatum
Lineage: Eukaryota; Fungi; Ascomycota; Sordariomycetes; Glomerellales; Glomerellaceae
Source: RefSeq, a predicted model, not a curated record